Molecule: messenger RNA, 8940 nt
Organism: Brienomyrus brachyistius
Lineage: Eukaryota; Metazoa; Chordata; Actinopteri; Osteoglossiformes; Mormyridae
Product: rho GTPase-activating protein 23-like
Exons: 24
Coding region: 880-6105 (1741 amino acids)
Biological process (GO): signal transduction
Molecular function (GO): protein binding
Source: RefSeq, a predicted model, not a curated record
GAGAGAGAGAGGGAGGGAGGAAAAUAGAAAGAGGGUGAACUAAGGGAACAGGGGCAUUUAUGUUUUCUCUCUUUUCCCUCCUUGUUGUUUGAAACCUGACUCUUUUUUUUCUUCUCCCCCCGGGGGUGGUUGGGUAUUUGGCAUUGCGAAAAGGAUCUGAGCAGUGAGUGUCCCUCCGUCUCUCCUUCCGCCUCACACCAGAUCUCUCUCUCUCUCUCUGCCAGCACACAGUGUCAGGGCUGUGGGUGCUGUGUUCUCUGCCUACUCCGCAUUUCUCCCUUUGCAUUUUGUUCUGUUGCAGUCUGCGGGGCACUUUUUCUUCCAUUCCGAAAACGACGUUAAUAAGUUAGCCAUGGAUUGUAACAGUAUGGAGGAGUGGUGACAGAGAAACUCACUGCCUAAAAGGGAGCAGAAGAGAGAAUGAUAAGGAGAAAUGAACUGUUAAGACGAGAGUAGCCUGGAGGUGCAGGCACAUACCCCCACCAGGAGGAAAGUACUCCAGCGGGACAUGCUUUGGAAGCCCAUUUGGAGGGUGCUGGUGCCGUGAACAGGGAUGCUGGUGCAAUGGAGUUGUCACCACUGACCACUGCUCUGCGGAGACCAGCAGGAGUUGAAGGCUCCAAGUGCACCAUGUUGAAAUAAAAUCAGCCACCGUAACUGUGAAAGAAAGAGGAACACGAACCAGGGCCUCAGUGUUAUGAAGGGUGCUCCAGAGGAAAACGCAUCGUCAUAUUGACUGACUCUCUGACCGUUAAGAAGGCUACUUGUCCCACAGUGAGCACCAUGACCUGGCAAGAUAGGACUGAUGGGGUCCAGUGAAAGGUUUUGAGCUUGGGCUGUUUGGAGGUCAGGGUGGAGGAGGUGGACGCCCACUUGGGAAUGCAGGCUGUGGGGCAGUCCGUCUCACCUGUCCCGGGCUCCAUCAGGUCCGACUGGCACUUUGAGAGCCCUGUGGGAGUGGACUGCAGCACUCCUGAGCCAUGCUGCAUCUGGCUGGUGGUGCUGCGGGACACGGCACCCACAUCACCACCCGGGCAUCUCCAGAGAAAAAUUCCUCAGAAGAGGCAGUGGAUGGAUGGUGGCCACGCCGUGGCACAAGGGCAGAGAGAUGGGAUUUCAACCUCCAGUGGGAAGAUGCAGGCAGAGCUGGGUGACAGUGUGGCCUGUCAGGGCCCACGUACGGUGGUACUGCGCAAGAACUCUGAGGGAUUUGGCUUCACUCUGCGUCACUUCAUCGUGUACCCUCCGGAAUCCACCCUGUACCUCAAGGAUGAGGAAAAUGGGAACGGAAAGGGGUAUUUUCAAAGCCGCUUGGAGCCAGUUGAUACCAUUUUUGUGAAGAAUGUGCGAGAGAAGGGUCCAGCGCACCAAGCUGGCUUGUGCACAGGUGACCGGCUGGUGAAGGUGAAUAGGGAGAGCAUUUUGGGCAAAACCUACUCCCAAGUGAUAGCCCUGAUCCAGAACAGUGAAAACAUCCUAGAGCUCACUGUCAUGCCGAAAGAUGAAGAUGUCCUGCAGCUGGUAAGUGCAUACUCCCAGGAUGCCUAUAUGAAGGGCCAUGAGCCGUUCAAGGGGGAGGCUCAGAACCUGCCCAACCCACCACCUGUAUGCUACCCACGCAGCAAGAUACAGCCCACGGCUGUGCACGUAGGCCAGAACCCGGUAGACAACUGGAACUGCUGGCCGGGCUCAGACAAACCAUCCAGCCUGCUGGACAACCACUGCCGUCUAGACAGCCUGGUGGCCCAGGUGAAUGAGCGGGCAGGGAGCCGCCAGGGCGAAGACCCUUCGGGUGUGGCACAGAUUCGUGGCCGCUCCUACUCCUUAGCGGGGAAAGUCGGCAGUCCCCUGCACUUCCACUUCACCAAUCAUCAGGCUGCCAUUGCCUCGGCCUCACAGACACAACUAGGCCUCAGUAAGAACGAGCUCUGCCAGCAGGCCCUCUCUGACUGGUACUACAGCCAGACCACGGAGCGCCUGGGGCCGACGAUGCCCCCUCGCCACCGCAGCUUCUCCCAAGACCACUUAGUUGAGGUGACCUCUGCACUGAACCACCACCAUGUUGGGUGGCCACACAGCUCUUCCCAGGAUACCUUGCUCUUGCAGUCCAAUGACCCGUACUGGGACAUCAGUAGCAAGCCAACCUCCGACCGUACUUGCUCCGGUAACCCGCCUGCCUACAUUUUCCACAGCCGCUCAAUGGAGAUGCUUGACCAGACAUUAGGUCUAGUCUCGCCCUGUUCUGAGAAGUCUGCCUGGCUUAGUCAAUCCCAGAAAGCACCACUUAGAACUGAUGGCCACCAGCAGAGGAAUUAUUGUACCAUGUCUCCAGUGCCUUCCUCAGGCCCACCAAUGCCAUUGCAUCAACAACAGCCCACAUCAAACUCCCAGCAGGUGGGCCAGUCAAGAUGGCUUCCUCCACAAGGCCAGGAUGACCAGUCAGUUGGCUAUCAGAGCUACAGCCCCUCCUUCUACCGCAAGGCCGGUCGCCUGUUGCAGGCACACUCCUUCAGGGAUCCAGCCUAUACUGGACUCCAUUUCAACUGGGAACCUACCCCUAAAACCAGUCCCCCCAACAAUGUCCCCAUUGUGGCAUCCAGGGCCUGCACCUCCCCCUCCCUGCACUCUAUGUCCAAGUCUCCCAACGGCAUCUCCCAGCAGAACAAAAAUGAGAGGCCCUUAGAUGAGUCAGGCUGUGUGUCUCAGACCCAGACGGUGGUACUCCGCCCAAAGCUGGCUGUGGGCCGACAUACGUCCCAUGUGCUGAGGCCCCCAAACUGUCCCCCAACAAGUGUCAAGUCCCCCGAGUCACAUGGCUUUACACUUAAGCCUAGCAGGGGUGCUUCCAUCGAUCAGCGCUCAGAAGACCUGCCCCAGUGCCCCAAUAACAGCCUAUCACCGGUGCCUGCAGAGGACGACUCACUGGCAUACAUCCCGUACAUAGAUGAACCAACGAGCCCCAGCGCCGACCUCUGUGCCCGGCAUGUGCUCGCCUCCUCAGUGGUGUCCAGCGCCAUGAGCUCCACACCCGCCGUUUCUUCCAACCCUGUUUCCCCCACCUUCACCUUUCCCUUCACCAGGCUCUACUCUGAGAACUGCACCGAUGACCCCGAGUCCAGCCGACAUUCCUCUUCUCUGCUGGCUAUCACAACAGAGCGUUCCAAGUCCUUUGAUGAAGGACUGAUCGUCUUCCGAGAUGAAGGCCAUGGCUUCUCGAGACUGCCAAAAAGAGUCAAAAGCUUUUUUGCAGAUGGGUCCUUUGACAGCCUUGGCAACGUAGUGGAGGCACACUGCAAGCGUCAUUCCACCUCUGAACUCGGCACCCUCACCUUCAGCAACAUACGCAAGGAGGGGUGGCUACACUAUAAGCAGAUCCUCACAGAGAAGGGCAAGAAGCUGGCCAGUGGCAUGCGGCCAUGGAAGCGGGUUUUCUCUGUGCUGCGUUCCCACUCGCUCUACCUCUACAAAGACAAGCGGGAGGCAGUGUUGCAUGGAGCCACCCUGGGGGGAGGGGCCAGGUCGGCCCACUGUGAGGAUGAGCAGUUAAUCAGUAUCCGCGGCUGUCUGGUAGACAUUGCAUACAGCGAGACCAAACGCAAACACGUGCUGCGCCUCACUACGCAGGACUUCUGCGAGUACCUUCUGCAGGCUGAAGACCGUGAUGACAUGCUCAGCUGGAUCAAGGUCAUAUGUGAGAACAGCAGGACUGACAGCGAGGAGUUUGGGUCCUCUAGGCAAGCACUAAUCAAUAAGAAGCUGAAUGACUACAGGAAGCAGAGUCCCAUGGGCAGUAAGCCGGACUUGUCCCCAAAGCUGCCCCGCAUGAAGCCUUCCUUCCUUCUGCCCAAGGCAGAUUAUUCUGGGGCACCACCUCAUUCCCCUAAGACUGACAGCAAAGAGGAAAGCAACUUUCCCAAAGCUCCAUGGGGAAUCAACCUCAUGAAGAAGGUCAAGAAGGCAGGACCCAAGGCGUUUGGGGUGCGGCUAGAGGACUGCCAGCCUGGGGCCAUCAACAAGUUUGUUCCUCUCAUAGUGGAGACUUGCUGUGGGCUGGUAGAGGAGAUGGGUCUGGAGUACACAGGGAUCUAUAGAGUCCCUGGCAACAACGCCAUGGUGUCCAGUCUGCAGGACCAGCUCAACAAGGGGGCUGACAUCAACCUUGCUGAAGAGAAAUGGCAGGAUUUAAAUGUGAUCAGCAGUCUGCUGAAAUCAUUCUUCCGGAAGCUACCAGAGCCUCUGUUUACUGACGAUAAGUACAGCGACUUCAUUGAUGCCAACCGGAUGGAGAAUACCAGCAACAGGCUAAAGACCAUGAAGAAACUGGUUCAUGACUUGCCCGAUCAUUACUACCACACCCUGAAGUACUUAGUUGGACAUCUGAAAACUGUUGCUGACAAUGCGGAGAAGAAUAAGAUGGAACCUCGUAACCUGGCGCUGGUGUUUGGCCCCACCUUGGUGCGCACGUCGGAGGACAACAUGACGGAAAUGGUGACCCACAUGCCAGACCGCUACAAGAUAGUGGAGACCCUUAUCCAGCAUUAUGCCUGGUUUUUUACCGAGAAACUUGGCGUGGAUGAUAAGACACCAGUGGACACGGAGGACCUGCAACCCAUCCCCAACAUUGACCACUUGCUGUCGAACAUUGGCAGGACAGGGCAAGAGGCCUCAGCAGAUUCAACCAACAGUGACUCGGCUAAAUCCAAGGGCUCAUGGGGUUCAAGGCGGGAUCUGACAGCCAAGGACUUUACUCUGUCGCUGCUGUCUGCUGUUACUCGGAAACGGAGGAAGCGCCCGGUAACCCGCUUCCUGGGUAGCAGUACAGACGAAGACUCAGAUCACGAACCAGUCAAAGCCAGCAAUCGUGGGGGGCAUGUCCCAGAAAGAGAACAGAUGAAAGGAGGGAAUGAGGAAGGGGAGCCACUAAGGGGUGGAGCUGCAGCGCCCAGAGCAGUAGAAGAGGACGAUGAUCAUGAUGAUGAUGAGAAUGAUGAGGACGAGGAGGAGGAGGAGGAGGAGGAAGAAAGGGAGGAGGAUGUUGAAGCUGGAAAGGAGUCCGUGAGAAGGCUGUAUAAAGAAGAGAACAUCAGCAAGACUGCAGUGCUGCAGGAGAAGAGUGGUGCUGGGGUGGGGAAGUGGCGGGAGCCGGAAGACGCACGCUCCAUAGUGUCGGGGUACUCCACACUCUCCAUACUGAGACACAGCCUGGCCUCCGAGGGUCAUGGUGAUGAAGCAGAUGACGAGCACAGCGAGCUGGUGAGCGAGACGGACAAUGAGAGCGGCUUUGCCUCGCGUUCCCUCACCCAGGAAAGGGCAGAAAAACCCACCCAGCAGGUCCCUCACAGCUUCCUCUACAGCCAUCACAAGCCCCCUCAGUCAGGCACCUCCCCCCCCAGCCUCCUGGCCAUGGGUGGCCAGAGUGAAGGCAGCCGACGCUCCACCACUCCCUCCUCCUCAUCAUUUUCCUCUUCAUCCACCACCCAUAGGCCGCACAGCCGAACCUCUUUUAGUUCCCACAAACUGAUCCAGUGUGACACGCUGGCACGCAAGAAACUCAAAGGCGAGAAGCCUAAAUUACUGGAUGUGGAGCUUGAGCAGGUCACAGAGGACCAAGGAACCUCAUCAAAAGGGGCCCCAAGUGAGCAGGGCAGGGAUCCCGUGACCAAUAAGGAGAGCCCAAAUGUGAGCCUGCCCCUGCAGUCCUCCUCAUUCAUUGAGGUGGCUUCCUUCACUCCCUGUGCCCCUGGUGGGCAGGCCUCUCUGACCGAACAGGUGCAAGCAUGCCUCUUGGGCUCUAUUGGCGACCUUCGAGGUGUGGGACUGCGGAAGCCUGUCUCACCAGAGACGCGACGCAAAAAGACUUCCUGGCGUCGCCACACUGUUGUUGUGCAUGUGGGAGACAGUACAAUAUUCCCUGUGGAUGCAACAGCCAGCGUGACAAGCCCUGAUAAGGACAUGCCGGUUGCUGGCAGGGUCCGACCUGAUAGUAAGCCCGUGGGGCUACAUUGUACCCCAGAACCACCAUUGCACAGGGAGUCUGUCUUUCUGGGCCGGGAACCAGCCACGCCCCAGCCGGUCUCCCGCUCUCGGUUCCAUCAGUACCUGUAGUGGAACUCAUUUGUACCACAGAUUGCAGUUAGUUAAGAAGAGCCCCCUUUCUAAAGUCUGCCAAGGAUUUGUGCAGCCAUGCAGAUAUACUGGACAGAUGGUCUGAUAGCAGGCAAUAGGCCACUCCAUUGGAAAGAGGGGCAGAGGCAUGUCAGCUUAGCCCCACAGGAUGUAUGAAGCAUGCAGCUCACAGGGUCUCCUGGGUUUGAAGAAGCUUCUAGAAACAAUGAAAAAGAAGGAAGAAGAGAAGAGUAUGCAGGCUACAUGGUGUGAGCAAAAAGUACAAGGACCAUCCCAUAGAUUUCAGUUUCGCAUGGACCACAUGAUGCCCUAAGCCUGUCACUGUGUUGAAAACGGUCUUCCACACAUUUGGCACACAGCCACAGAGUCAGGCCGGCACAGGUGCAGUGAAGCAGAGCAUCCCUGGCGUAAACAGUAUUAGCUGACAGUGUUUCAGCACAUCAUGCCUCACAGGCAUCUCUCCCCAUAUCCUUGUCAGGAGGCACUCUGCCCUAGCGAGACCGUGCUAUUUAUUUAUUCCGUUCUCCACUUCCCAUGGUGAGUGGCAGGCGGUGGCCAAGUGAAUGACUCUACAGGGAUGCUGUGCCGGCCACCCCUGCCACCAACAGGCCCUUCCCUACCUGGUUUGCCGAAGCCACUACGGAGCACGUCCCUUUGUGCGCCUCCGUCUGUCCUUUUCGUAUGCAUGUGUGUCCAGCAGUUUUGUAAGAUUUGUACAAAAUAUUAAGUUAAUCACUUUGUACAUAUUAUAUAGUAGUGUUUUAUUAUAUUAAAAUUGUUAGAAAGUUAAUUUGAUAUAUAAUAUAUAUAAUAUAAUGUUUUCGGGAUUUUUUUGCAUUGUUUACAGUCAGUUGUGCAUCCUGAUGCACAAUCAUCUCCUGUCUAUUUUACUUGAAAAUGGCCCUAUAUGUUUAUAUAUAACACAUGUAUGUUUUGUAUUAAAAUGUGGAGUACAGACGCUCCUCUACUUACGAAUGAGAUAUGUUCUGAACAGCCUUUCGUAACUUGAAAUGUUCAUAAGUUGCUGUUCAACAUCAUUUAAGGGCAUAUGCAAGUACACAGAACUAGGAUGCUAGGAGUACGCACUCUAAGCUUCUGCGCGGUGGGAGUAGCGGGCAGAAGUCGUACUAAAAGGAAUUGGUGCACGGAAAAAAAACUGAUGUUGCAGACAGGAAACGGGAGCCCAAUGAACACAAUUUGGACUUACAGUCCUCUUCGUUCGUAUGUCUGAAAGUUCGUAAGUAAAGGAGCGUCUGUACAGUACUUCUGUUAUAAUUUGAACAUUCAGGGUGUUCCUGUGUGAAGCAAAACAAAGGUAUCACAACCACAGAUGUUCAUGCCAGUCUUUAGCAAGUGACAUGCUAUUUUUUAACCUUCCCUCAUAUUUAUUUCUUCCUUGUAAUCUUUUCGAGGCAAAUAAUAUUACAUUGAUGUUGACAUGAAAGUAGCUUUAUUUUUGCAAUUGCUCAGUGGACAAAGGCUUACUAAUACUCUGGAAAGGGAGAAAAAAAAUCAUUAGACUUUCACCAAUCAUGCCCUAUACUUAAAAAAAUAAUCCUACCAGAAAAAUCCAUUCAGAUCAGAUACAUGCUCCCACUAAUGACAGUUGUUUUACAUUGCACAUUAUGCACCCCAUACCCGGGCCGUACCCAUGCUGACAUGACCCUGCGGGUUGCGUUGACUCCAUCUGAUUGGUCAAAAAUCCACAGGGAUAGUGGGUUUCUCUGCAUGGAUUAUCUGAAGAAAAAAGCAUAUAUUCUAUGUAUUAUCAAUUAUUAGGAGUAUAGCACAUUGCGGUGUAACAGUACAUUCCCAAAACACGGAACUUAAAAAUUUCCAACCUCCUAAUUUCAAAACAGAAUGAAUUUGUAAUGCCAAUUUAUGCAAGUGAUUGCUAAUUCCGCUAGCGUUUGAUACUUGCAUAACACGGUGAUUCUCACAGAUAUACUAGCGGAAAUUACCACGCAGUAGUAAUAAUAAUAAUAAUUAUUAUUAUUAUUAUCAUUGCACAUAGUAAAUCAUGUUGCACACUGUGUAAACAGAAAAUAAGUGUCUCUUUGGUUUUAUUUCUCUGUUGCUCUCCAAAUCCCACCUUUACCAAGCUAACCCAUCUGCAGUGGAAAACCAAAGCGAGCUGGGACUGCACUGGAACUAGGCUCUCUUUGUGGUAUGGCCACAAAGUGUAACGACUGGAUUUUCUAAGUUGAGCUUCUUCAGGGAGUGUCUUUUUGUUGUCAUUCUUAUGUUUAGGUUACAAAACAUUCCCAAACACUGCAAAGCUGUCAUCCAUUGACCCAAGAAUUCCUGAAGGUGUUUAAUAUUAUAACUUCUGUGACACUGUCAAGUUAAUUUAAUUUUGUUCACUUGCAAAAUUAUUGCUAGUGAUUAGACCAGAAUAAUCCGCUGUCACCUUUUGAGUUAAACCUCAGACUUCCGCAGUUAUCUCAGGUUAAACCCUAUGCAGUACAAACUCCUUACAUAGCAGACAGGAAACUGAGUACUGUGCUCCAGAGCUGCUGAAGUCUCCUGUGUGAUCUUUGAAUGGGGAUUAAUGGCUAUACACAAGCAUAAAAAGAGACCUUCCUGCCUUGUAUUUUGGGAAUUCCCAUAUAUUGCUUUACCUGACAACCACUCUGUCUUGUGAAAGUGCCUAAUUUUCUGGACUACUUUCUUCUUUCUUUCUCUGAUUUUUUUUCUUUUGGUUCCACCAUUAGUAUUGAUCUUCACAUCUGAUUUCUCUCUCUUCACCUUUCUCACAAAGGCAUUUCAAUUCCAAGUGUAAUAAAACUCAAAGCAAGAUGACAUCUAUUUAGA